Molecule: messenger RNA, 849 nt
Organism: Lycium ferocissimum
Lineage: Eukaryota; Viridiplantae; Streptophyta; Magnoliopsida; Solanales; Solanaceae
Product: BON1-associated protein 2-like
Exons: 1
Coding region: 125-697 (190 amino acids)
Biological process (GO): defense response
Source: RefSeq, a predicted model, not a curated record
CUAUCAUUCUUUCCUCCAAACUUUUACAUAACUUCAUAUCCAUACUUUGAUAACCUCUUUCAUUCUUUCCUCCAAAUUUUCACAUAACUUCAUAUCCAUAAUUUGAUUUUCUUGACUAAAUACAAUGAAGCCAUCAUCAUCAUCGUUCUCUCGGGUUUUAGAAAUCACGGUGAUAUCCGGUGAGAAUCUUCACGAGAAUCGGAAGCAACCAGUAAAGAAGAACGCUUUCGUAAAUAUCAAAACAGAUAAUUCAUCAUGCAACGUCACAACUAGAAUGGAUAAAGAAGGCGGAAGUUUUCCUGCAUGGAAUGAAAAAUUGAUCGUUGAUUUGCCCAUGCAUGCACGUCAUCUAUUAGUGGAGGUUCAAUGCAAGAAUUCUUCGGGGAUUAAAACCGUUGGAAUAGCUAGGGUUCCAACGUCUGAUUUCAUUGGUGGAUUUUUGCCGGAAGAUUAUUUGCACUUUUUGAGUUAUAGGCUUAGGGAUGUAAAGGGUGAGAAAAACGGGAUAAUUAAUUUCUCCGUUAGGGUUAAGAAUGCGCCGCCUCGAACAACCAGUUGUGCCGCUGCUUAUUCGCGGCAGUGGACGGUGGAACCGGUGGCUAUGGGAAGCAAGAACGGUUCUUGUGGGGUUGUGACUGGUAUUCCUAUGUAUCCUGGGAGUUCGUUAAUAGGUUUAUCAAUGACGAGAAAACUUUAAUUCUUUCUUUAGUUUAAUUUGCUUUAGUUGAUCGAAAUUCAAUUGAAUUUGUACAGACAGAAUUUCGAUGAAUUUGAUUACCAAGAAAGGAUUCAGAUUGAUUUAGAAAACAAGGUUAUGAUUACAAAUACAAGUUUAUUCAAGUUUUUCUA